UUGCUAAUCCGAUGCAAAUAAGGCAUCAUACUCAUCAAACCAUGUUUAAAUACCAAAUACACGGAAAAUAUAAAAUGCCCAUUUAAAUAAAUGUCACUUACACAUAAUUUAUAAUACGCUACUCGUAGAAGGAAUAGUAAGUGCUAAGUUCAUAGUUCAAUUCGAUUUAACAGUAGAGCGUAGUUUAAGGGUAUUUUAAAGUGUUCACUUUAUUCAAAUUACCAAAAUAUGCAGGAGUUAGAGUAGCAAACCAACUAAUUAUAUACAUAUAUGUACCUUCCAUCACGGAAGUUGUGUGCAAACUUUUAAGAAUAUUCCUAAACCAUGGGUCAGACAUUGUCAGAACCAGACACAGCAAAGGACACUGCAUACUGUGAGAACAACUUCUUCAAAGUUGGUUCAAGUUGCAUGCAAGGAUGGAGGAUAAACAUGGAAGAUUCGCACACGCAUAUUCUUUCAUUACCGGACGACCCUGGCACUGCGUUUUUUGCUGUAUAUGAUGGUCAUGGUGGUUCCACCAUUGCUGAAUAUGCUGGCAAUCACCUACACAAGAUUUUGACUAAACAAAGCCAUUAUCAGGAUGGUCAUUUUGAGGAAGCAAUGAAGCAGGCUUUUCUUGAGAUUGAUGAGAUUAUGCUUCAAGAGGAAUCACUCAAAAAUGUGCAAGCUGGCAGUACAGCUGUUACAAUGCUUAUUAAAGAUAAUGUUUUGUAUUGUGCUAAUGUGGGUGACUCAAGAGCAAUAGCUUCAGUCAAUGGCAGAGUAGAACAGUUAUCAUUUGAUCAUAAACCAACAAAUGAAAUUGAAUACAAUAGAAUCACUGCUGCUGGAGGCUGGGUGGAGUAUAACAGAGUCAAUGGCAACUUGGCACUUUCCAGAGCACUAGGAGAUUUUGGAUUCAAGAGAAAUGAAAAGAAACAAGCUGAGGAGCAGAUUGUAACAGCAUAUCCGGAUGUAGAAGUCAGAACCAUAACAGAUGACUGGGAAUUUAUAGUGCUAGCAUGUGAUGGUAUUUGGGAUGUUAUGAAAAACGAAGAAGUUAUUGAAUAUGCCCGAGAAAAUAUCGCUGCUGGUUAUGAGCCGGAAGAAAUAUGUGAAGGCUUAAUGAUGAAGUGCUUGGCGCCAGAUUGUUUGAUGGGAGGACUUGGAUGCGACAACAUGACAGUCGUAAUCAUUGGUUUGCUCCAGGAUAAGCCGUAUUCCGAUUUGGUACAGAGAUGUUCGAAAAAGUACGACGACGCAAACAAACCCACCGAAAUUCCAUCUGCGGACGAAAAUGAAGAAGUGGUUGAAGCAGCAACAAACGAGGUUAUCGUACCUGCUGAGGGAGAACAGGGGCCGGAACCAGAGGAGAUUCCCGAUUUAAAAUAACACUUGUUCGGCGCUUUAGAGAUGUACCAGCAAAGUUGAAAUAUUAUUUUAUAGUUCUAUUAGACGUUGUACAUAUGGUCAUUUUUUUAAAUAUUGAUUUUGCAGUCGCAUUUUAUAAUACUUUUCUAGCUUAUACUAUCUUUUUCAAAACCACUGAUGCUUGGCGAGUGCUUCCUCCCAUUUCAUUUCGUGUGAAGCACAAUUCUGUAAUAUGUGCGAUCAAAUGAAAAGUGCAUAUUUUUGUAUCUGGAGUGUCACCUACUAAAAUAAUGUAUAAUCGCGAUUUUAAAAUCCACAUAUUUGAAAUAUGUAGUUUGUGAUAAAUUAGUCAGGUAGAUUAAUAAACUUAAGACACCCUUUUAAAUUAUAGACCUUUACGUUUGUAUCCAUCAUACACUUUGAAGACUUUUGUCAAUUAAAAACGUUAAUCAGUGUAUUUUUUCACACGUGUUUUCAGUAAUUACCAUUAGAAUAAAUUAUUGUAUAGGCAUAAA
Dalotia coriaria is the source of this 1865-nucleotide messenger RNA. Its product is annotated as probable protein phosphatase 2C T23F11.1. The record is from RefSeq and is a predicted model, not a curated record. Gene Ontology annotation, molecular function: cation binding; protein serine/threonine phosphatase activity. The coding region runs from base 325 to 1371 and encodes 348 amino acids. Gene Ontology annotation, biological process: protein dephosphorylation. NCBI's taxonomy places the organism in Eukaryota, Metazoa, Arthropoda, Insecta, Coleoptera, Staphylinidae. The transcript has 3 exons.